This is a messenger RNA of Iphiclides podalirius (scarce swallowtail), 7233 nucleotides long. NCBI's taxonomy places the organism in Eukaryota, Metazoa, Arthropoda, Insecta, Lepidoptera, Papilionidae. The record is from the annotation of a GenBank genome assembly.
AUGCCGCCAACAACGCUAACCGAAGACAGAUUAACAUCUGGACACCGCCUGUCUCACCCGACCCCCGGUGAUGAAGUCCUCAUCACCGGGUGCGCGGGAUACUUCCCGGAUUCCGAUUCAGUCAUCCACUUACAGGAAAACCUUUUUAACAAGGUCGACUUGAUCUCCGGCGACGGACGCCGCUGGAAGCUCGCCCAUCCCGAGAUACCACAGCGUACUGGAAAAAUCAACAAUGUGAACAAGUUCGACGCCUCGUUCUUCGGCGUUCAUUUCAAACAGGCGCACACCAUGGACCCCAUGUGCAGAAUCAUCCUGGAGAAGGCAUACGAGGCUGUCAUCGAUGCUGGUUUCAACCCUAAAGAGCUCCGUAACACAAAGACGGGCGUGUUUAUUGGAGCGUGCUUCUCUGAAUCCGAGAAGACUUGGUUCUACGAAAAAAUGCAGGUCAAUGGCUUCGGAGUCACCGGGUGUUCCCGUGCCAUGUUGGCCAACCGUAUAUCCUACUGGCUUGGCGUCACCGGCCCAUCGUAUACAGUCGAUUCAGCCUGCUCCAGCUCCCUCUACGCACUUGAGCACGCGUUCAGAGCAAUCCGCGACGGCCACUGCGACGCAGCCAUCGUGGGCGGCUCCAACUUGUGCCUACAUCCAUACGUCUCUCUGCAGUUCUCUAGACUGGGAGUGCUAUCGGCGGACGGCAGAUGCAAGAGCUUUGACAACAGCGCUAACGGCUACGCCCGCUCCGAAGCCAUCGUCGUUUGCUUCCUGCAAAAGGCUAAAGACUCAAGAAGGGUUUACGCACAGCUUCUACACGCUAAAACCAACUGCGAUGGAUACAAGGAGCAGGGUAUAACGUACCCAGCCGGUCAGAUCCAGAAGUUGCUGCUGAACGAAUUCUACGAGGAGUGUUCCAUCCCUCCGUCCACCCUGGAAUAUGUCGAGGCGCACGGCACCGGUACUAAAGUCGGUGACCCUGAGGAACUACUGGCCAUCGAUGAAGUGUUCUGCACGGGUCGCUCAGAGCCCUUGAUGAUAGGAUCCGUCAAAUCCAACUUGGGGCACAGCGAGCCUGCAUCCGGUCUUUGCUCCAUCGCUAAACUUUGCAUAGCUUACAGCACCGGUUAUCUUCCACCAAAUCUCCACUUCAAAGUUCCCCGUGAAGGCGUGGCAGCCCUGGCUGAGAACCGUCUCCAAGUGGUUACAGAGAAGCAACCCUGGAACCGCGGCAUGACUGGUGUUAACAGCUUUGGCUUCGGUGGUGCAAACGCCCACGUUCUCUUGAAGAAUGUCGCCAGAGACAAGGUCAACAAAGGCAUGCCGUUUGACGAUUUACCGCGCUUGGCUUGCGUAUCCGGUAGGACGGAGUCCGCCGUAGCGAGGAUUCUGGACGAUCUGGAGUCGAGGACUGUAGACGCCGAACUGAUUCGACUGUUGCACGCCAUUCAUAACGACGACAUUGGCGGGCAUGUAGUCCGCGGGUACUCGCUUUUGGGUUCGACCCCAACAAAGAGUGUGUCUUUGGCCCGCGACAUACAAUACUUCUCAGGAGUACGGCGCCCAGUUUGGUUUGUCUAUUCGGGAAUGGGCUCUCAGUGGGCCGGAAUGGGGACUCAACUCAUGAGGAUACCGGUCUUUGCUGGCGCAAUAGAAAAAUGCCACAAAGCGUUGGAACCGAAGGGCAUCAACUUGACAAAGAUCAUCACUGAACCCGAUCCCAACAUUUGCGAGAACAUUCUCAACUCCUUUGUUGGCAUUGCCGCGGUCCAAAUCGGCCUCACCGACGUACUGAACACCAUCGGCAUUAAACCUGACUACAUCAUAGGUCACAGUGUUGGUGAAUUGGGCUGUGCGUACGCAGACGGCUGUUUCACGGCAGAGCAGAUGAUCUUGUCAGCUUACUGCCGCGGCUUGGCAUCUCUUGAGACUCCGUUCAUCAAAGGAUCAAUGGCUGCAGUUGGGCUAGGCUACAAUCAGGUAAAAGGGAUGUGUCCGCCAGAAAUUGAGGUCGCUUGCCACAACGGCCCCGACUCAAGCACCAUAUCAGGCCCGGCCGACAUCAUGAAGGAGUUCGUGGCAAAAUUGGCAGGCCAGGGGAUAUUUGCCAAAGAGGUCCCCUGCUCUAAUAUCGCUUAUCAUUCGAAAUAUAUCGCUGACGCAGGUCCGAAACUACUUAAGUAUUUGAGGGAAGUAAUCACCGACCCCAAGCCGCGCUCUGAACGUUGGGUUUCUACGUCAGUUCCUCAAGCACUGUGGAAGGACAGCAAGGCUCAACUAUCAUCAGCCGAAUACCACACAAACAAUCUGUUGAGUCCAGUGCUGUUCGAAGAAACAGCGCGCCUCGUCCACCCUAACGCCAUCGCGAUAGAGAUCGCCCCGCACGGUCUACUCCAGGCCAUCCUGCGACGUUCCCUCAAGAAGGAAGUCGCCAAUAUUGCGCUCACGCAGAGGAACCACGAAGACAACGUUCAAGUCCUCUUCAAUGCGAUAGGAAACCUGUACGAGUUGGGUCUCAAUCCUCAGCUGGCCAAUAUCUAUCCUCACGUGCCUUUCCCUGUAUCUCAAGGGACUCCGAUGUUGUCCCAUCUGGUCGAAUGGGAACACAGUGAAGACUGGUACGUCACAUCGUACAAGGCUCAAGACAAAAUGAAAUCCGGCGAGAGAACAGUUAGAAUGGCGAUCGUUGAUGAAGACAGUGAAUAUAUGGCUGGUCACGUCGUUGACGGACGCAAUUUGUAUCCCGCCACUGGAUACCUCGUGCUUGUUUGGGAAACCCUGGGCAUGAUGAUGGGUGAGCUCUACACAGAAGUUUCGGUCGUAUUUGAGAACGUUCGUUUCCAAAGAGCUACCAACAUACCGAAAGAGGGCAAUUUGGAAUUCAUAGUCAUGAUUCAAAAGGGAAGCGGUAACUUUGAGAUUGUCGAGAGUGGAGCAUCGAUUGUAACCGGUCGAAUUUACGCCAAGAGGAAUGUCGGUAACGAUUACCGUGUGCUUCCAGCGAUGCCCGAAGCGAGUGGACCAAGCGUUAAGCACAUGCUGACGAAAGACUUCUACAAGGAGUUACGUCUCCGAGGAUACCAGUACAGCGGCCUGUUCCGUGGUGUCAUCGGAUGCAAUAUUGAGGGCACCCGUGGCCGUCUUGCCUGGGUUAACAAUUGGGUGACCUUUAUGGAUUGCAUGCUUCAACUCAAGAUUAUUGGGCAGGACACACGCGGUCUAUUCGUCCCCACCAGAAUUGAGAAACUCUGCAUUGACGCAAAUAUGCACUAUGACGCAAUCUCCAAAAUGAACCCAGAUUCCACUAGGCAGUCGUUCGAAAUUCGCGUGUAUCCACAUGUCGAUGUUAUUAGGGCUGGUGGUGUUGAAAUUCGCGGUUUACAUGCGACGCCUAUCUCCAAGAAAUUACCUUUGGGUAUCCCCGUGCUAGAGAAAAAUGAAUUUAUCCCAAACUUUGGAACGAACAAAAUGGAGUUGAUCUUGGAAAAUUUACAAACAUACAAAGUCAAGAGCAUCGAAAUAGUGGAUGAAGAAUACAAAGCUUGUGGCUUUACCCCCGUCAUGGAGACGGUAGCUGAUGUACUUGGUGAUCUUCCCCUUGUACAAGCUGAACUUCUAAUAAUAUCCGAAGAAGCAAUAGAAAUGCCUGCGUAUAUCACGGUCGAGAAUAAGAAAUUGACAGGAGAAAGUAACACCGUAAUCUUCGUUGGAGCCAAUCUUUUGCAAAGACCAGAAGUUCUCCAACAAGCCGUUUCUACGUUGAAAGACAAAUGUUUCAUAAUGAGCCGUGAAAAAGUUCGGCCCAAUCCCAAAAACUACGCGGAUAAAUUUGACAUUGUAACCGUGCAAGACACCGGUGCGGAGUUUAUAGUCAUGUUCAGGAAGAGGAUCGGUGCUAAGCCUGCUAAGUUCAUUAAAGUCGUAACGGCCGAUCAAACUUUCACCUGGAUCGACAAGGUCAAGGAGGAACUUAAGGAGGGCCAGAAAAUUGUCCUCUAUAGCCAAAAUGAACUAAUUAACGGUCUCUUGGGUCUAGUCAAUUGCCUCAGAAAGGAGCCUGGUGGCGAGAUCGUAAAUGGACUCCUGAUUUCCGAUCCAUCCGCACCGGCUUUCAACCCCGAUCUAGAGUUUUAUGAGGAACAAUUGGAUAAGGAUCUUGCGAUUAAUGUUUACCAAGACGGCCAAUGGGGAACAUACCGUCAUUUACUGCUGGGAGAUCUCGAAGUAGUUCGAGCCAAUCACGCCUUUGUCAACACCACUACAAUCGGUGACCUCUCAUCGCUCAGGUGGAUGGAAGGCCCCAUCAGAGAAAAUACAACCUUCAAGGAUCCUGAGAAAAUACUUAUCCAUGUAUACUGCUCAGCUAUGAACUUCCGUGACGUAAUGACGGCAACUGGUCGCGUGACAGUAGACGCUGUGGCGCGAGGUCGAUUGGCCCAGGAGUGUGUGCAAGGAUUCGAAGUCGUUGGCAGAACACCAAAUGGAUCCCGUGUAAUGGCUAUGGUACGCAACAGCGGUAUGGGCAACGUAGUCGAAGGAGACAGAGCUCUCAUGUGGGGUAUCCCUGAUGAAUGGACUUUCGAGGAAGCCGCCAGUGUUCCCGUGGCUUACGGCACAGUUUAUUAUGCAAUGAUAAUGGUAGGACACAUGCAAAAGGGCGAAUCGAUUCUGAUUCACGCUGGUUCCGGAGGUGUGGGACAAGCUGCCAUCAAUGUAGCCCUGCAUUAUGGCUGCGAGGUGUUCACAACAGUCGGUACGCCGGAGAAGAGAGCAUUCAUCAAGAAGCUGUUCCCACAACUCAAAGAUAGCCAUAUUGGUAAUUCACGUGACGCCUCGUUUGAAGAUAUGAUCAGACGUGAAACUAAUGGAAAAGGCGUAGAUCUGGUGCUCAAUUCACUGUCAGAUGAGAAGUUACAGGCAUCUGUGCGCUGUCUCGGCUACCGCGGCCGUUUCUUGGAAAUCGGCAAAUUCGACAUUAGCAACAACACACCAAUCGGGAUGUACUACUUCCUGAAGGAGACAUCGUUCCACGGCAUCAUGUUGGAUUACAUCUUCGACCAGAGCUUCGCGUUCAGAAAGAGGCUGCAAGAUCUGCUGCUUACCGGCAUCGAGAGUGGUGCAGUGCGCCCACUUACGUACUGCAUCUUUGAGAAAAACCAAGUAGAAACAGCCUUCAGGUACAUGGCAGCCGGUAAACACAUUGGAAAGGUGAUUAUAAAAAUCCGUGACGAAGAACGCGCCAACCGCCCAGUUAGGCCUGUCUCUUUUCCAGUCGACGCCAUGCCAAGGUAUAUGUGUCACGAAGACUUUGUGUACAUCGUUGUGGGAGGUCUUGGAGGCUUCGGUCUCGAGUUGGCUGAUUGGCUCAUCUUGAGAGGGGCCCGAAAAGUCUUAUUAACAUCACGCAGGGGAAUCUCCAACGGCUAUCAGUCGUCACGGCUAAGAGCGUGGGCCGCCUAUGGAGCCAACGUGAGAAUUUCCACACACGACAUAGUCACAGAGUCGGGCUGCGAAGAAAUGCUCAAGAUGGCCAAUUCUAUGGGACCCGUGGAAGCGAUCUUUAAUCUGGCCGUCAUUCUCAAGGACUCCAUCUUCCAGAACCAGACUCCUGAGACUUUUAGAACUUCAUUCGCCCCGAAGGCCCUCGCUACGAUGAACUUAGACAAACUGUCACGGAAGCUUUGCCCAGGGUUGAAGAACUUCGUUAUAUUCUCGUCUGUAUCGUGCGGUCGAGGUAAUGCCGGUCAAACCAACUACGGUUUCUCGAACUCGGUGAUGGAAAGGAUAUGUGAAUUGAGAAAGAAACUGGGGCUACCAGCACUGGCAGUACAGUGGGGAGCUGUAGGAGACGUGGGCCUCGUCGCCGACAUGCAAGAUGAUGAUGUUCAGCUCGAAAUUGGUGGAACCUUACAACAAAGGAUAUCGUCAUGUCUCCAUGCAUUAGAUAAGUUCUUGAAGCAAGACGCCGUCAUAGUAUCGUCGAUUGUCGUCGCCGAGAAGAAAGCUGGAGGAACUGGCUGUGGGAACAUUGUCGACGCCGUUGCACAGAUCAUGGGUAUUAAGGACCUCAAAACGGUAUCGCAGCAAGUAUCGCUGGCAGAGUUGGGUAUGGACAGCAUGAUGGCCGUGGAGAUUAAGCAGACCCUUGAAAGGGAAUUCGAGAUCUUCCUCACAGCGCAGGACAUCAGGACGCUUACGUUUGCCAGAUUAGUCGAACUGACGGCCCAGAGGGAAGCAGCCGCCUCGACUUCCGCUACGCGACCCAUUCAAGUUGAUGGCUCCACCGGUCUGAGAACCCUAAUGAAGAACUUCGGUGACGAGAAACUGGCGUCCGAGCCUUUCAUAUACAUGUCCACAAUGGUCGGCGAGGGCGUUGAUAGUGAUGUGCCUAUCGACGCAUCGGAGCCCGUGAUGUUCAUGCUGCCAGGCUUGGAAGGAUGCGCCGCUGGUAUGGAGCCACUAUGCCGAAGAUUGAAGAUCAAAAUAUGCGCCCUACAGCUGGGCUUAGGGUACAGAAACGACACCUUAGAUCUUAUGGUGGACAGAUUACACAAGACGGUUAAGAGCCGAUUGAUCCCCGGAGCGAAUUUCAUUCUACUCGGCUACAGUUUCGGUACCUUACCUCUUCUGAAGUUGGCAUCUGUAUUAGAAAAUGAAGGUCACAAAGGCGUUGUAUUUUGCAUCGACGGAUCGCCAGAAUUCCUGUACAGCCUGCUCACCAACACCAUCGACACAAAGAAUGACGUGCGGCUGCAGAACAGCCUUAUCUGCCACGUCAUCGAUGUCAUCUCUCCAAACAACGACAUCACCAAGACCCUUAUAGAGAAACUCAGCGGAAUCGAGUCGUACGCUGAGCGGAUCAAGUACGCGCUGAAGCUGACGCCGGUGCAGGAAAAGUACUCGGACCAGUUCAUCAGCUCGAUGUCGGCCGCCAGCUACGACCGGCUCAAGAUCGUCCUGGACCUCAAGCCGAUUGAGAGGAAGCUCCAAUCGCCGAUCGUGCUGCUGCGGCCGAAAGACCCGAUGCCGUUCCUCACAUGCGACGACAACUACGGCCUGGACAAGUAUACCGAGGGCCAGGUGACCGUGCACCAUCUGGAAGGAAACCACGUGAGCAUCAUCGAGAACAAGGACUGCGCGAACAUAAUAAACAGGAUAAUCAGCGAGAAGAGCAUGGAGACGGGCAAACAGACGCAGAACGUCGUCACCAGUAUGGUGGAGAGCCAGCGCUCAGUACAGGUU